Molecule: messenger RNA, 3756 nt
Organism: Geosmithia morbida
Lineage: Eukaryota; Fungi; Ascomycota; Sordariomycetes; Hypocreales; Bionectriaceae
Product: DNA mismatch repair protein MSH6
Exons: 3
Coding region: 1-3756 (1251 amino acids)
Biological process (GO): mismatch repair
Cellular component (GO): nucleus; MutSalpha complex
Molecular function (GO): ATP binding; mismatched DNA binding; ATP-dependent DNA damage sensor activity
Source: RefSeq, a predicted model, not a curated record
AUGGCGGGCGACAAGGCUGGCAGCGCAGCGGCUGCUCGCACCCCGGCCAAAGGCAAAGGUUCCUUGAGCAAACCGCCCCCCUCAUCGACCAAACAGCAAUCGUCCAUCUUCUCAUUCUUCCAGAAAUCUUCCCCUGGCGGUCCCGCGUCGUCGCCCCUGCAAAAGGGCACCGCAGCCGCUCCAAAGGUCUCUAGCACCAACCCUGACCCGCUUUCUUCCCCCGUCUGCCUAAAAGAGACCAGCAUGGCCAACUCUCUGCGCAAGGCAAACAACCAGAAGACCAAGAUGUCUGCUCCUCUACCCAGCAGCUCGGGAAUAGACCCCCCUGGUAGCUCGCAGGAGAAUAUGCGGCCCAGCGACGAUGAUUAUGGGGAACUUCCCUCUUCACCUCCCGUCGUGUCCUCUGCUGCCACGACGCACACAGCUACUAAUAGGGUUGGUGCUGCCGCUCCAAGCAGCCCGACUAGAAAGCGUUGCUUUAACGGUAUUCUGACGUUCCAACCAAACCAGGCCAGAAAGGUCGUUAGCUAUGCCGAAUCCGACGACGACGACGAACCUGUUGCCCCUUCGCGACUCCAACGUCGUGGACGCGCACGCCGCAACAUUGUCAAAGAUGAAGACGAAUAUGGCGACAGCCAGACGGCUGAAGAGGAUGACGACGCCGACAUGGAUGACUUCAUCGCGUCUGACGACGAAGAUGAGUACGAGACCAAGUCUAAAAAGCGCAAGCGUCCCUUGAAGUUUUCUUCUUCUCGCAAGAGAUCCAAUGUUUCAUCUCCAGCGAAUGAGGGGAAUGACGAGGAGGAAGAGCUCAUCAAGAUGGACCUAGACGACGUUGAGCUCCUCGCCCUCGGUGAGGACGGUGCAUCUUCCGCCCUGCAGUGGAAUUACGACCCUACAUCGACUGAAAAGAAGCCCGUCGUGCGCCCGGCUGACAGGGUCAGAGACCCCAAGACCAAGGAAAAGGCGCACACCAGGGAACCCGAGGAGCGCUACCCUUGGCUGGCUAAUAUCCGCGACAAGGAGAAGCGCAGCCCCGAUGACCCCGAGUACGACCCGCGCACCAUCUACAUCCCGCCCAUGGCCUGGAACAAGUUCUCGCCCUUUGAGAAGCAGUACUGGGAUAUUAAGCAGAACCACUGGGACACAAUCGUCUUUUUCAAAAAAGGAAAGUUCUACGAGAUGUACGAGAACGAUGCCACUGUUGGCCAUCAGGAGUUUGACUUUAAGAUGACGGACCGCGUCAACAUGCGCAUGGUUGGCGUCCCCGAGAGCUCCCUCGACCACUGGGUCAAUCAGUUCAUUGCCAAGCAGUACAAGGUUGCCCGUGUCGACCAGAUGGAGACCAACCUUGGAAAAGAGAUGCGCGAGAGGCAGGACAAGAGCAAAAAAGCCGACAAGAUCAUCACCCGUGAGCUUGCCUGUGUCCUGACUGCCGGAACCCUCGUCGACGGCGGCAUGUUGCAGGACGACAUGGCCGCCUACUGCGUCGCCAUCAAGGAGACCGUCGUCAAUGGCGCUCCGGCUUUUGGUGUCGCCUUUGCUGAUACAGCCACUGGCCGCUUUCACCUGUCCACCUUUGUGGACGACGCCGACCUGACCAAGUUUGAGACGCUCGUUGCUCAGACCCGUCCUAGGGAGCUUCUCCUCGAGAAGAGCCAUGUCUCUACAAAGACGCUGCGCGUUCUCAAGAACAACACCAGCCCCACCACCAUCUGGACCUACCUGAAGGCCACUACUGAAUUUUGGGAUGCCGACACAACGCGUCGCGAGCUCAACUGCGGCGGCUACUUUAUUUCCGGGAGAGAUGGUGAAACUGAAGAAGUCUGGCCCGAGGCUCUCCAGCAAUACAAGGACGACGACAUCAUGAUGUCGGCCGUCGGUGGACUGGUGUCUUACCUCAAAUUCCUCAAGCUCGAGCGUCCUCUUCUCUCCCAGGGCAGCUUCGAGGCCUACAGUCCCAUCCAGAAGAACAGCACCCUCGUCCUGGACGGAAAGACGCUCGUCAACCUUGAGCUCUUUGCCAACUCGGUCGACGGCGGCACCGACGGAACCCUUUUCAGCCUGCUCAACAGGUGUGUCACGCCCUUUGGCAAGCGCAUGUUCCGCAAAUGGGUCGCCCACCCUCUUUGUGACAUUCGCCGGAUCAACGAGCGCCUUGACGCCGUCGAGAUGUUCAACAAGGACCCCUCAGUGCGCGAACAAUUUUCGUCCCAGCUUGUCAAGAUGCCCGAUCUGGAGCGCCUCAUCUCGCGCAUCCACGCCGGCCAGUGUAAGCCAGAUGACUUUGUCCGCGUACUCGAAGGCUUUGAGCAGAUUGAGUACACCAUGAGCCUGCUGGGUGCCUUCCAGGGAGGAGGCGGCGUAUUGGACCAGCUCAUCUCUUCCAUGCCUAGCCUUGAGGAGCCCCUCAACUACUGGAAGACGGCCUUUGACCGCCGCAGGGCCCGCGAUGACAAGCUCCUGAUUCCCGAGCGCGGCAUUGACGACGAGUUUGACCAGAGUCUCGACCGCAUCGACGACAUCAAGGCCAAGCUCAACGACCUGCUGGUCGAGAAGAAAACGGCCCUCAAGUCCAAGGCCCUCAAGUACACAGACGUCGGCAAGGAAAUUUAUCAGCUUGAGACUCCCAAGAGCGUCAAGGUGCCCAACGACUGGCGUCAGAUGUCGGCCACCAAGGACCUCAAGCGCUGGUACUUCCCCGAGCUGACGCGCAUGGUGCGUGAUCUGCAGGAAGCCGAAGAGACGCAUUCACAGCUCGUCAAGGAGGUGGCCUCUCGCUUCUUCCACAAGUUUGACGCUGAUUACGACACAUGGCUGCGUUCCAUCAGCAUCGUCUCCAACCUCGACUGCCUCGUCAGCCUGUCCAAGGCGUCGACAUCGCUCGGCCAGCCCUCAUGCCGCCCCCAGUUUGUCGAUGAGGACCGUAGCGUAGUCGAAUUCGACGAACUGCGUCACCCUUGCAUGACGAACACAGUCGACGAUUUCAUCCCCAACGAUAUUAAGCUCGGCGGCGAUGAAGCCAAGAUCAAUCUGCUUACUGGUGCCAAUGCAGCCGGAAAGUCGACAAUUCUCCGCAUGUCCUGCAUCGCCGUCAUCAUGGCCCAGGUUGGAUGCAUGGUGCCGGCCAAGUCUGCGCGCCUCACGCCCGUAGACCGCAUCAUGUCUCGACUCGGAGCCAACGAUAACAUCUUUGCCGCCCAGUCAACCUUCUUCGUCGAGCUUUCUGAGACAAAGAAGAUCCUGUCUGAGGCAACUCCACGAUCCCUCGUCAUCCUCGACGAGCUCGGCCGCGGCACCAGCUCCUACGACGGUGUGGCCGUGGCACAGGCCGUGCUACACCACGUGGCCACGCACAUCGGCUGCGUUGGCUUCUUCGCGACGCACUACCACUCGCUUGCUACCGAGUUUGAGAACCACCCUGAGAUCCGCGCCAGACGCAUGCAGAUUCACGUCGACGAAGCCGAGAGGCGCGUUACCUUUCUCUACAAGCUCGAGGAUGGUAUUGCAGAAGGAAGUUUCGGUAUGCACUGCGCUGCCAUGUGCGGUAUAUCUUCGCGUGUCAUUGAGCGUGCCGAGACGGCUGCUCGGGAGUGGGAGCACACCAGUCGUCUCAAGGAUAGUCUGGAAAAGGCAAAGACUGGUUGCUACAUACCCUUAGGAUUCCUCAGUGACAUUGGCAGUAUCCUCGGCGACAAAACGGAUGUCGACGCUGCUGGGCUCGAUGUGCUUCUUAGGGGUAUCGAUGGUCUCUGA